AUGUUCAAUCCGCACAAGGCGGGUUUAGAUGGCGUUGACAAGGAUCGGGUGAACAAGAUCAUCGAGGAGUCUUCUCGAGGAACACCAUUCUGGGAGAAUCAGCAACGCAAGAAUGCUCGACAUCAGGAACGUAUCAAGAAACUUCUCGAGAAGAUCGAGACGGCCUCGAAUCACGAGUGGUCUGAGGCGCAGACAAAAGCGGAUGAUUAUCUUGAGCAACUCGAGCUGAACGUUCAACAGGUUGUCGUUCACAUUGAUAUGGACGCCUUCUUUGCCAGCGUGGAAGAGCGGGAUGAUCCGACUCUCAGGGAGAGACCUAUGGCUGUCGGAGACCACUCCAUGAUAUCAACGUCGAAUUAUGUCGCUCGACGCUUCGGUGUCCGAGCGGGCCUUCCCGGCUUCAUCGCUCUCAAACUUUGUCCCCAAUUGGUCUUGGUCCGCCCCGAUAUGGGCAAGUACUCAGAAGCGAGCGCCAAAGUCAUGCAGGUACUGUCACGCUACGAUCCGAAUUUGGUCCAAUUCGGCCUCGACGAAGCGGCGCUAGAUAUAACUGAACUCUGUCGGAACCCGGAGAAGACCCCGGACCAGAUCGUUGCCGAAAUCCGACAGGACGUUCGAGACACCACGGGUCUCACGUGUAGCGCUGGAAUCGGGCCGAAUCAAAUGGUUGCGAAAAUGCUUGCGGAUGUCAAUAAGCCGAACGGGCAGUUCCGAUUAACGACUCCUGCCGAGAUCGAAUCGUUCAUAGAAAAUCUCACCGUGCGGAAAAUAUUUGGCGUUGGCCAAGUUCAAGAGAAGAUGCUGGCCGCCCUGGGAUGCGUGAACUGCUCUGAUCUCAUCGACCAGCGAGCGAAACUUUUCCUGGGUUUCAGUGACGCAACUGCGAAAUCCUUUCUAGCCGCAGCGAAAGGAAUAUGCGACGGUUUAGUGAACGACUCAGAAAUCUCAUCCCGGACAAGACGGUCCAAGAGUGCCGAGACCACAUUCAAGGAUUCGGACAACGUGGAGUUUUUGACAGAAGUUUGCCAUCACCUUUCGGAGAGACUCUCUGAGGAUCUCGCAAUCAGCGAUUUACAAGGAAAAUUGAUCACGGUGAAAUUCAAGACCAGCUCGUUCGAUGUCUUCAGUCGGUCCGUAGCCUUAGAGCUGCCAACCAGGUCGCUGAAGACAAUUUCCACGCAAGCCACCCGAGUUUUGAAGAGUAUGCUCGCUCGCAAUCCAGGGACUAAACUCCGCUUGUUGGGCGUUCGCAUGUCGAGUUUCCAGGAAGCAGACGGGAAACAAGCAACUCUGAGUCAACUCUUCAAGUCGACAGCAGCACCGCCGAGGGAUGAGCCGAAAACAGAAUGCCUGAUCGAGAAAAGUGAAGAAGCGUCACCGCAGCCGGGGCCGACUCAUAAGCAAUCGCCCUCGCCCUCAGCGAGCGAGGCUCGUCUACUCGACGACGAUGAAAUUAUCGAUCUCGACGACAGUGAGAAUUCCGCAUCCCCGACUGAAGCGAUCGCGGAAGAACCGGGCUCGACUUUUUCGGACAGGUCGACCGCUCCAACAGCGGAUUUGAUUGAAGAGACCUAUUGUCCUAUUUGCGCGGUCAUCAUGCGGAACGUCACGGAAGCGAAAGUCAAUCUCCACAUAAAUAGAUGCAUGGAUAAGGAGCAGCGCAGGGAGCAGAUGAAGAAUAGCAAUACUACAUGCGUGAAGCUCACUCCGAAAGCGAACAAACCGAAGGGGGGUGUUAGGAAGCGCUCCUCAAACACUUUGAAAAAGAAGGACUCUGGCUCAAUAACAAAAUUCUUCACGAAGUAG
Molecule: messenger RNA, 1806 nt
Organism: Galendromus occidentalis (western predatory mite)
Lineage: Eukaryota; Metazoa; Arthropoda; Arachnida; Mesostigmata; Phytoseiidae
Product: DNA polymerase IV
Exons: 8
Coding region: 1-1806 (601 amino acids)
Biological process (GO): error-prone translesion synthesis
Cellular component (GO): nucleus
Molecular function (GO): DNA-directed DNA polymerase activity; damaged DNA binding
Source: RefSeq, a predicted model, not a curated record